This is a messenger RNA of Ostreococcus lucimarinus CCE9901, 798 nucleotides long. RefSeq lists its product with no specific name. The transcript has a single exon. Lineage: Eukaryota; Viridiplantae; Chlorophyta; Mamiellophyceae; Mamiellales; Bathycoccaceae. The annotation marks the transcript as partial. The record is from RefSeq and is a predicted model, not a curated record.
GUGCGCGCGAUAAAACUCGCGCCGUACUGCGAACUCCUCACGCGGUCGAACGACGCCGAACGACCGCUCGCGAUAUGCGUCGGAUGGUUUGGAGCGUCGUUGAAACACGUGAAGAAGUAUGCGGCGAUGUACGUCGACGCGAAUUGCGACGCGGUGGCGAUCGCGCCGCCGAGCGCGGCGAUGCUCGUGCCGGCGGCGGUCGAUGCGUACGCCGACGUAAUCCUGCGAGCGCUCGCGCGGCACGUUCGCGGAAAGUGCGUCGUGCACGUGGCGUCGAACGGAGGGUUCAUUUUCGCUGGAAAUUUAAUGCUCAAGGCGGCGAACGGCGACGCGACGGCGCGCACGAUUUUUGAGCGGACGAAGGGCGUCGUGUUCGAUUGCGCCCCUGGAAAUUUGCGGCCCGAUAUCGUGGCGCGGGCGUUCGCGGCUGUCGUUGGAGGCGCGAGCGCGACGAGUGAGCCAUCGCCGUAUUUCGAGGUGUUUGCGUCGUGGUUGUUAGGGAGAAGGGUUCUCAGCGAACGUUUGCUGAGGAUCGAUGAGUUGUGGGGCAAGGCGGGAGCGCCAGAGUCAAUCUUGUUGCGUUGCCCGUCGAUGUUCAUGUACAGCGAAGCCGACGUACUGAUUUCCCCACGCGAGAUCGAGGCUUUCGCGACGCUCAGACAAGACCAAACCGGUCACAGGAGCACUCUUCACAAGUACGACGACGCUGGGCACUGCGAAAUUGGCCGCGACGACUACGAAGAUUACAAGAGCAAGGUGACCGAUUUCUUAGAGCGCGUCGUGCAUUCGGCGGCGUAG